Entrophospora candida is the source of this 2439-nucleotide messenger RNA. NCBI's taxonomy places the organism in Eukaryota, Fungi, Glomeromycota, Glomeromycetes, Entrophosporales, Entrophosporaceae. The record is from the annotation of a GenBank genome assembly.
AUGGGUAAAAGAACAGAAUUUAGUCAUGGUGUGGGAGCAGUUGACAGUAAAGAAAAUAGAUCAAGAUUUAUAAAUGCUUUAAAAAGAAUGGGAGAAAUAGGUCAGAAAUAUCAAGACAAAGGAUAUAAAUCAUUUGAAGAUAUAAUUAUCAAUGAAAAGCUAUCACCGUCCCAUAAAUUUCUAAUGAAACAUGCAUAUGACUUUGAUCGUUUAUUUCCUAAGGAAGAAAUGGAUUUAUUCAAGGAAAUAAUUGUUUCAGAGUUGAAGUCAAUGGAUUCUGGAUAUAUUGCAGAACCGUGUGCUGAGUAUCGACGUAACGCUAGGAAUUUGGAAAAUUCAAGGCAAUUUGAAAUGGUAAUUUCACAUGUGGAAUUUGACACAACUCGUAACCAUAUAGAGAAUAAAAAUUUAAUAGGAAGUCAAAUAACUAAAGAAUUGAUCGAGAGAUUGAAAAAUAAACAAAUAUGUGUCGAUUUUAUUAAGAUUCCUUCAAUUUUAAAUUUAAAUUAUUUGGCAGCUUGUCUACCUGGAACAAAUAACAAUCGAAAGAUUUUACUUCGUUUGAGAGACAAAGCAUCGGAGAAAGGAUUCUAUUUGAGCUCUAAUAAAUUUUUUGCUAUUGAAUCAAAAGAUAACAAUGGUAAAUUACAAGGGGGGCAAGGAUUAAUUCAAAAAUCAAUAUUAGUGAACAGUGAACAAGAAAUAUUUGAUGUUUUGGGAAUAAAAUAUGUGGAGCCACAUGAACAUCCUAAAGAUCAGAACAGCAAAGUAGCAAAUGAACUCACUAAUUCUAAAGACCCUUCAACGAAACAAGAUAAAAUUGUUAACUCUGAUCAAGAAAAUCAAAACUAUAACAAUGAUUUAAUCGAAAAGAAACGGUGGUCAUUAUUUGUACAAACGCUACCCGAAAAUAGUCAAACAUGGUUACAUUUCUUCACAAAGAUGUCUUUAAUCGAAAAUAAUCCAUCGUCUUCACAACCACGUAUAAGAACUACCGAUAAAAGAAGAUUAAUUGAAAAUGCUCAAUUGCAGUUGGUACAAGCACAAACACAAAUUGCUAAUUCCACUACUGCAGUCACUGGAACUACCAAUUCUGCUAUAACUGCAAUAUUAAAACCAGUUCCUAACAAUAUGGUACUCCCACUAUUUGAUGAUAUAGCCAGACACAAAAUUCGAAGUUGUCCUACUUCAAUGUUUCAACAAACACUCCACACCAUAAACUCUUACUUUUUCCCACUGGAGAAAAAUAACGCUGAUGGACCAUUUUCAAAAUUUUUGGACGAGAUGACCAGAUCAACAAUUGAUGUAAAACGUGUAGCAAUCAUUGGUGUACACGGAUGGUUUCCUGCAAAAUUGGUGAGAGCAUUGGUCGGUGAACCAACUGGCACAUCACAAAAAUUUUGUGACAUGAUGGGAAAAGCUCUGUUAGGAUAUUUGUCUCAACAUGGAAUUGUACUACCAGAAAAUGCAAUAACAUGUAUACCGCUUGAGGGUGAGGGAACAAUCGAGAAAAGAGAAGAGAUCCUACAUCAAAAUCUCUUAAAUAACAAGACAUGGGUUGAAGCAUUAUCAUUGGCAGAUGUAAUAUUUGUGACGACCCAUUCACAGGGUACGCCUGUUAGUACGAUUUUGCUGGCCAAGCUUAUCAAUGAACGUCGUAUAAAUCCUAAAAGACAACGUGUGUGUAUGUUGGCUAUGGCAGGAAUAUCACAUGGACCAUUUCCAUAUUUGAAAGAAAGUUAUAUAAUGAAAUAUAUUGUUGGAGCUGGUCGUGGUCCCGAGUCAGAUGCUGCUAGGGAAUUGUUCGAGUUUAUGCAUCCAGAUAGUGGUGUUGCUAUCAAAUAUCGUAAUUCAUUGAAGUUAAUAAUUAAUGAUGGCGUGAAAAUUGUUUAUGUUGGUUCUAUGGAUGAUCAAGUAGUACCUUUAUAUUCAUCUUUAUUUACUGGUGUAAACCAUCCAUCAAUAAUACGAGCCAUGUAUAUUCAUGGGCCGUUAUAUCAAGCAAAUGAUUUCUUGGCAAAUCUUUUAGUUUUUGCUGUUAGCUUACGAAAUGCCAAUAUAAACGAUCAUGGCCUGAUGGUUUAUUUGAGCGAAGUUGUCGCUGGUUCUCUUUAUUCUGAAGGACAUUCUGCUCUAUACGACGAAAUAAAUGUUUAUACACUUGCAGUGAAAUAUCUUUUUGAAACGGUGAAACAUCCACCCAAAAAUGUAAAACUUGACCUUUUUCGAGCUCAAAAACAAUACAAUCCAUUUUAUUUACCAUGGGCAAUGCGCGGUAUACUAGAGGAUAAGGACGUGGUGAGAUCUGAGAGUUUUUCGAGAGAUUUACAUAAAUUGAGAAAGUUGUUUGAGGAAUGGGAACCGACUUCCAAAGUAAUGAGGGAUGUUAAAUUUAGACUAGAACCAUUAAGGGAGUUUAUUUCUAGAGCUAAAUUAUAA